Molecule: messenger RNA, 6432 nt
Organism: Aedes aegypti (yellow fever mosquito)
Lineage: Eukaryota; Metazoa; Arthropoda; Insecta; Diptera; Culicidae
Gene: zld
Product: transcription factor Sp4
Exons: 1
Coding region: 573-3509 (978 amino acids)
Source: RefSeq, a predicted model, not a curated record
UUUGUCUCUAAGCUAUAUUUAGGUUUCAUUUGACAACGCGUCCUCGGCCGAAGCGAACGUGAAUUAGUUUCCUUUCCGUUUCUCUAGCACAGCACCCAAACUACAGUUAAAUAGUUUGGAGAAGAGUGCUGACACCGGACAAAAGAGAGAAAAUCGUUUGGACACUGCAUUCAGCAAAUCGAAGCCGUGUGAUAGUGGAGAGUGUGGUGUAGUCCACAGUGAUAAUUAAAAUUUAUUGUUAUUCUAUGUAAAUUUCGGCGGAAAUGAACUGUUGUUUUAGUUUCUUUUGAGUUUGUCUUUAUUUUGUAUAAAUAAAUUUUGUUUUCUCUUUGUUAAUAUUGAGUUAAUUAAUGUGAUUUGUGGAACUCUACCGUGUACGAACAUCCGACGAAAGUCAAUCGAAUCGGAGCGAAUGCAAAAUAAAGUUCAACUGGUGGGAAAAACGAAACCCUGAAAAACGUUGUGUCAGUGUUGGGUAUGUGAUUAUGUGUUAACAUCAGUUUCAUUGGAACAUUGGAAGAUCAAAAAACUGGACGAAUUAAUGAAAGUGCAACGCGUGUGGUGUUUGAGUUAUGGCCAGUAAUGGGGGAACUCUCCAUGGGGUUCCCCAUACGCAGCAAAGCUUAAGUGGGCACCAUAGUUGUUCGCACUGUGGGCUCUAUUUCGAUAGUUCGUCGUCGCUUCAAGUGCAUAUGCACUACCACCAUGAAAGCAUGAAUCGUUGGGGUCCCACAUCUACGGGAAGCUUGCCCAGUUCAACAACGUCGUCUACGCCAACAUCGGACACUGAAAAUAACAAUCAACCGUCGUUGAAGUCGCAUACAAAGUCAUCAUCACCGCAUCAAACAAUCGCAGCUGCAGCAGAUUCAAGUGAUAACCAACCGUCGACUCCGCAGCCACCAACUCUCCCAGAACCAGGUACGCCUCAAAGUUUUACUGGCGGUGCGUCGCCAUAUCAACAACCAGCAGCAAUUAUCGCUCCACCAGAGAUGCACUACCCAACCUAUAUCCACGGCUACGAUCCCUAUUAUCAUCCGACAAGCAUUGAUUACGGUAAUCCACUGCCUCCACCGCAUCUCCAUAGUCAAUCACAAUCAGAGUACAAAGCAGUGCCUUCAGUCAGAUACCACCCUUACAAUAACAAUAAUCUCAGCAACGGAAACCAUAACCCAUCAUCCUUGAGCUCAAGUAACAGUGUUACAAACGGUACAUCACCCCUAAAUAGCGCUGGAUUGAGCCCACAAGUGGUCAGUUCCUCCAGCAGUACCCAAAACCCGACCUCACAAACUGCAACAACGGUAGCUUCAACAACAACCACAACGUCUCCUCAAACAAGCGGAUCGCAUAUUCCUCCCACUCCUUCUCCAUCUCCAAUUCAAUGUGAAAAGUGUGGUUUGGUGUGUGAUUCAGACGAAGUUCUGAGUGAGCAUGACGCAUCGGUACAUCAGUCUCAGCAGCAACCCCCUGCACAACAUUCAUCCGAGGGUAACAGUAUGAAUCGAAGCGAAGAACCAGACAUGCAAAGUGGCUAUCCUUAUGGAAACAAUCCGCCACCUUUCAUAAAAGAAGAGCCGCCGGGUUCGGACAUUCUCGAUCUUGACUCACAAAAGAUGGUUUAUCCACCGGAGCCCGUGCUUCCACCGAUGAACUCAUUACACCCUCUACAGUCAAUGCAACGUCAUCCGAUGAUGUGGGCACAUGACCCACACAACUUCAUUCCACCGCAUCCAACACAUGAUUUGAAAGCACCCUAUUACCACCCUCAAAUCAAAUCGGAAUACUCUACAACGCCAUCAAUUAAGGGCGAUUAUCCUCAGCAUGCCGCUAUGCAUGUUAAACCAGAAUAUACUGCUAUUGUCGCUCCUGCGCCAGUUAAAAACGAAUAUAACAUUCCACCGACUUUGCCGUCGGCUGUUCCACAAUCUAAUCAACCGGUGAAGUCGUUCUCCGAAGAAGUUAGUGAGAAUAAUCAGUUGGCAACUAGCCCGUCAGACUUUCCCAGUACAACGACUCCCCAGGAAAAUAGUUCGCAAUACAGAAAUUUCGAACCUCCUACUUCGUCGCUACCCAACAAUGCAUUACCAUCAAAAGGAACGGCAUGGAAAUCUAACGAAGCUAGAAGACCGAAGACUUACAACUGCACUGCCUGUAACAAGUGGUUCACCAGUUCUGGUCAUUUGAAGCGACACUACAACACGACACUGCACAAAAAUGCGGUUAAAUCAAGUGGACAACCAGAUCCCGCUACGUUGCCCAUCAGUAUUCAUCAUCACCCGGGCCGUGAUCCCAACUACGGAAACAAAGGAAGGCGAGGCUCUGCUGCUCAAAUACAGCAACCUAUACAACAGCCAGUACCGCCUCCUGAUCCUCCUAGAAGUCCCGACUACGGUUCGCAGUACAGUAGUGCACCGGGGUUUACAACAGGAGUACAGGGGUUCCACCAGUACAAUGCCAAUCUUCAAAACACUUCGUCAACGGUUCCCCCAAACGGGGUAGCAGGUCCCUCCGUCCAAGCCUCCCCACCGAGGGGCCUGCAGAUCUUCUCGAACAGCAACAUGGAACUGUUGCAACAGCAGGAGCAAACGGAUCAAACCCCUACUACCACCAUCACCACCACCAGCAUUCCAUCGCCGCUGCACAAUCAGCACACCAUCAGUACAACGGAGCAAUUCCACACCACCAACCCUUUAACUAUCAACAUCAGCAUCCCAUCAUUCCAAACCAUCCUGCCGGAGGCACCGAACUAUCACCAUAUUAUUGGUAAUCACACAACGCCCUCAGAGGUCACGGAAAUGAUAUCGAGCGAUCAAUACUUUACAAUCAAUGGAUAUGAUAGCACAUCCGUAGAUUCCGCUGGGUUGGGGUUUCCCCGGUAUUCGGGGGGCGCCGAGGUGUAUCAGGGUGAUACGGCGCCCCCCUUUUCACCAAAUGUACCGGAGCAAUAUCAGCCAACCGAUUCGCUCUACAAUGAACUCCGUACACCAACUCCACAACUAGCAGCAACGGCACCUUCGCUUUCGCCAGGACCAUGCUCUCCAAGGGUCACAUCAACGGGAACCACUUUGCCGUCGGAAACUCGAAGCAACGAAAUUCAUCGUUGUGAAGAGUGUGACAAAGUCUUCAACAAAUCUUGCUAUCUGACGCAACAUAACAAAACUUUCCAUUCGGGCGAUAAACCCUUCAAAUGCCAUCGCUGUGGAAAACGAUUCCCGUGCGAUCAGUCCCAUGAAGAACAUCUGGCAAAACACGGUGGAGAAAAGCCGUUCAAGUGCGAGCUAUGUCCCAAGCAGUUCAACCACAAAACAGAUCUCCGGCGCCACAUGUGUCUCCAUAGUGGUUCCAAGCCGUAUGCAUGUGAUCAGUGUGGCAAAGGAUUCAUUCGCAAGGAUCACAUGCUGAAACAUUGCGAAACUCACAGAAAGAAAUCGGUUGCAGUCAUGAAGAGACCACUCAACGGAAAGCUGACCAAUCAGAUUCAUCCGAAGGCACUCAUGGUGGGAGACGAAUGACAAUGGUUUCUCAUCCGUUGUCUGACUCCUGAGCCGUGAUCGAAGUAGGCGGACAACGGAUCGCCACCGAAAAGGAAGCGUCAGCUCAAUUGGUAAUGUUUUUGCAAAUCUCAAUGUUUUCAAAUUUGAUUUUAUUUUUUCGUUUGGGUGAUUCUUAGAUUUUUAUUUGUACAAAAUCCAACGUUUCCUUUUAUAAGAAACAAAGUUACCUACAUGAUUCCUCUUGCCAAAACCAGGUGCAGUACACUACUACCUCAAUGUAACAUUUAAUGAGAAAAGAAGAAUAACAAUCUGACAAAUAGCCAAUCACUAGUUUAAUUGAGUAUUGGAAAUAGCAAAAAGCGUAUGCAUAAGUCAACACAGAAACCUACCUCAAUAGUUAUUACAAUUCUUAUUGUGCGACGGUAGACCACACUUCUUCUUCCGUCGCAGAAUAAGCGAAGCAAUUCAAACAAAGUUAUACAUUUUAAUAUAAACCAAUAUUUACAAUUAUACCGCAAAACUGAUGACGCAAACUAAAGCAAAUAUAAUGAGUGUAUUUAUCGUAAUAAAUCACACACCGAGAAGAGGAUUACCUGAGCGUGGUGAAUCUAAUGGAGAUUUAAGAAAGUAUUUUGAAAAUUAUUUUAAAGCAAUAUUAACCGUUAAUAGAAAAUCAAACUAAAAUCACAAAACAGUGGCUACGUCUCUGCUUGAUAAAGCGAAACAAGUACCUCUCUUGAAACAGUAACUAUCGUCAUCACAGGAAUGGAAAUUAUAUCACAAUGGAUGAAAAAAUGUUAUAAUAGGGUCAUUACAAACCAAACUUUCAAUAAAGACAACAGAACAAAUGUACAAAUAAAACCUGGUAAAACAGGAAACAAAAUGAGUGUAAAAACAAAAAUUGCAAACAGUACUCUAUACGAAAGAAUCAUACUUGUUGUUGGAAAAAAUGCAAAAGAACAAAAAAAAAAAAACAUUAGCGUAAACGUUCAACUCGUGUCUAUCGGAAAAAAAUCACAAACAAUUCACACAUGUAGGCGCAUAUACUUAUAGUGAAAUGUCUGCGCCAACAAAACUGGAACGGAAACAAACAAUCCUUCGUACCGAAACUGUAUUAUCAAAUGGUUGUGUUAGAUUAAUUAAUUACCUAUUAUUGAGGAUUACAAGUUUCCCGCGUUUGGUUUCAAUUCCCGAUAGCUUCAACCGUCCCUCACCCAAUAAUAUCCAUUCUGUCUAGCGUUUGAGCUCACGCACUUUGUCGAGUUUCAGGUUCGACUGAAUUCAUUAGACCACCGUCUCUUGGUUUGUUCUGGAUGUAUCCCGAGCAGGAAAUUUGACUGUAUUUUGUGAACGUAUGAACGUGUUCAAAUCUUGACACUAUCUCUAAUAAAAAUGGACAUCACAAUAUUUCUAGCGAAAUUAUGAACUUUGUUCUUUUAAAAUUUUUAAUACACCGAUGAUCGUCACCGUGUGAUAAUUCUUUCAAAAAUAUGAAAAAGAAAGAACAAUACUCAUUUUUUUGCUCGGGAUUCCCAACCAACAAACCAAACUCCCGUUCACACUUCCGUCGGGUGUCUUUGUUGAUUGGUCGCGCGAACGUCUAGGAGUGGAUUCCCCACCAUUUAUGUCUCGUCGUUCCUCCUUCCUAAAUCUUGUGAAUGAGCCCAAUCCCCCACGCUCUCUGAAACAGAUAUAAAACAUCCUGGCGCGUAUCUUCGGAAAUAACAGACAAGUAGUUCCACUGAAGGUGUUUCUUUCGUUCGAGUGCUUUAUCUGGUACCGUAUUAGAUGAUUAUUAUUGCCAUCUCAUCUUUAUGAGCCAUUUAAUUUAUGAUCUUCCAAUCAGGUUGUAAGUCCAUUAUAAUUUACAAUGUUUAAGUUGUAAUUACUGAAACUUUUUAUUUGUUCAGUAAUUGAAUUUUAGUUACCGUUGUUUAAUUUUUUUAAAUAUAUUUUGUUCUGGUUAUGUGCCAAAUUGUAGUAAACUCGGAAGAAAAGAUUUACUAUUUUUAGUUGUUACCUUAAUUGUAUAUACCGAGAGAAUCACUUGUGCCAAACUUUAUUCUGAGUUACACAGUUUCAACCGUAGUUUAAUGUUACCACUGAACGACUACCAUCACAAAUUCGUUGCUUCCAGCUAAACAUCACCAUAUCACAAAAGAACAAUUAUUUUGAAAUAUCUCAUAGAUUUAAUUAAGUAUUGCAUAUGAGAAUAACAUAUCUACUUUUGUGAAACAAAACCUAGCCAAUAUCAAUUGAUUUCCAUGAAUAGAACAUAUCCAUCUUGAGUUUAAAGUAUAAGUGAACACGAAAUUCUCAACUGACGAAUUAGAAGCAGUAUAUCACAUCAAGGUCGUUGUAAUAAUUGGAUGUGUAUUUGAUAGAAAACUAUAAACCAAUAUCUAUGAGAAAAAAAAUACUCGUGACGCAUAGACGUGUGAAUCAGAGUACCAGUGUAUAAAGAUUAUCUUAAAAGUAAAAUUAUUGAAAAUGAAAAUGAACAUCAUGAUACGAGAUCAUUUGCUCAAACCAUUUUGGAUUUAUUAGCGCCCCAACUGUAUCGUUUCUGUUACCUUUGUUACCAAAACUCUAUGUGUAAAGUAUAUUAACCCCUUCUGUCGACAGAAGGUUUCACCUCAACCGGAGUUAUCCUAUGGGAUGGCUCAUCAUCGAAUUACGUUGCCAUUUUUUAUGUUCCAAACAACAUCACAAAACUAGCCAAUAAGUACACGUUAUGUAAUCUUCUUCAGAAACAAACUCCUUCAUUGAAAAGUAUUUAAUUUUUCCCAUGUACAAAUAGAUUUUUAGUUCUCAAACGAUGAGACGAGAAACCGAAUGAGAUUAGAGUAUUUGGAUACUACCUAAAAGACGUAUGUGAAGUUUAUUGAGAAAACAAAGUUUAAAUUAUAUGGAAACGAAAUAAAUCUGGAUGAAAAUGUAA